UGCUCUAAACUUCAGGCGCCGAAUAACGUCAGGAAAAGAUCGCAAGACGGAAGGAAUGGCCUCGUCUACUGUUGUUAAAGAACUCAGAGGGCUCGUGGCUGCCACAUUCACCCCGCUCACACCAGAAGGUGAGAUCAAUCCAUCAUUGAUUGGCUCAUACAUUGACUAUCUGAUUGAGAAACAAGGUGUCAAGAGUGUAUUUGUGAAUGGGACCACAGGAGAGAGCUUGUCUUUGAGCGUCGAAGAGAGGAAGCGGCUGGCUAAAGAAUGGUGUGAAAAAGGCAAAGGAAGAUUGGAACAGGUGAUUGUACACGUCGGAUGUAUGAGCCUAAAGGACGCUCAGGAAUUGGCACGCCAUGCUGCCACAAUUGGAGCUGACGGAAUAGCGUUAUUAUCCCCGUCUUUCUUUAAGCCCACUAAUGCAGACGCAUUGAGGAUGUUCCUUCAGGAAGUUGCUUCGGCUGCUCCAGAUCUUCCACUUUACUACUAUCACAUCCCAGGGAUGACUGGCCUCAACUUGGAUGCUAAAGACGUGUUGGAGGGAAUAGAGACACAGAUUCCCUCGUUCCGGGGUGUGAAAUUCACUAGUACCGACCUGAGAGAUUUAGGCCAGUGUGUGAGUUACUGUCGCGCUCAUCGCUUGUCAGUUCUCUAUGGUGUUGAUGAGCAACUGCUUGGUGCUCUUAUUAUGGAUGUCCAAGGAGCUGUGGGCAGUACGUAUAAUUACCUCGGCCGUGCAAUCAACCAUUUGCUCUCUGCCUUUGAGGCAGCAGACCUUGACCGUGCCAGGAAGAUACAAUUUCAGCUGCAGCAUAUUAUAACCUUCGCUAAAAAGCACGGGUUUGACCUGACUGUAAAUAAGCAGGUGAUGUGUGAGGUGUCUGGUCUGCCCCUGGGACCUCCCCGUCUCCCCCUGUUACGCUGCUCCCAAUCUCAAGCCCUUCCCAUAGCGGAGGAAAUCCGAAAAGUCCUCAAGGAUCAUUGAAGACUUAGUCUAUGGCAUUUGACCUCACUGAGAUUAUUCCAUAGAACGGCACGCCGCUGUGUAUGGAUAAAGGCAUAACGUCGAUACAUUCCUCUCUCGAGACCUUUUAAGGUUACUUAAAACAAAUCAGAGUGUGACAUUUCCACCGAGUGCUGAAACUUGUAAUACUCCUUUGUACUGUAUUACAUCAUGUACAUCACUGUACAACUUGACAUAUUUAGUUCAGCUUUAUACAGGAUAUG
Chanos chanos (milkfish) is the source of this 1227-nucleotide messenger RNA. RefSeq names its product N-acetylneuraminate pyruvate lyase (dihydrodipicolinate synthase) (gene npl). The coding region runs from base 56 to 985 and encodes 309 amino acids. Lineage: Eukaryota; Metazoa; Chordata; Actinopteri; Gonorynchiformes; Chanidae. The record is from RefSeq and is a predicted model, not a curated record. Gene Ontology annotation, molecular function: lyase activity. The transcript has 12 exons.